Messenger RNA from Neocloeon triangulifer, 1136 nucleotides. RefSeq names its product baculoviral IAP repeat-containing protein 3-like. The record is from RefSeq and is a predicted model, not a curated record. Gene Ontology annotation, cellular component: cytoplasm; nucleus. NCBI's taxonomy places the organism in Eukaryota, Metazoa, Arthropoda, Insecta, Ephemeroptera, Baetidae. Bases 175 to 804 code for a protein of 209 amino acids. The transcript has 3 exons.
AUCUACCUUAUUUGGGAGCCGCAUUUCUUCAGGGAGCUGAGAGAUAUUGAUAUAUAAGGACAUCGCUAGGAGGUAUACCUAUCAGUUCAUUGCUGUUCAGCAUACUUCAGUCAAUACAGCGUUGGAAGUUAUAAACCGUCUUUCUCAAUAUUGUCAGAUUUUUUCCAUCCCAAAAUGCAAACUGAUCCUCCAACCCCGAUGGUUCCUGCCGGACUAGGUGCACAACAACUGAAACUAAACGUCGCAACCAACCGACAAAUAACAUUUCCUAUUAACGGAUUUGAAAAAAAGUGGGGCUUGAAGCCCAGGGACUUGGCCGCGUCGGGUCUUUACCUCGGAGCCGACGGUCAAACUUUGUAUUGCGGUUUUUGCAGCUAUAAGGUUGCCCUUGAGUUAGCUGCUGGUGAACCGCUGCACUCUGGAUGUGUUGUUGACAAUCAAGAUAAUUUCGGCUUUCCUCUUGAUUCGAAAUUGAAUUUUGAGGCGCAACGCUAUCUGACCUUCUUUGAUAGUGAUUGGGACUGGAAAUUUGUCAGUCCGGAACAACUAGCCAUUGCUGGUUUCUACUAUCUUGGGGAGAAAGAUCAGUGUCGCUGUGCGUUCUGCGGCCUGCUGGUAAGUGACUGGGAGGAGGGAGACACUCCUGAAAGUGAGCACCAAAAAUAUAAUUCCAAAUGCCAAUUUCUGUUGGCACCAAAUGAGGUGCACAACGUCAGGACCGGAGAUGAGAUCCUUGACAACAAUCAGGACUCCCGUGUUGCUCAGGUCAAAACUGGAACCACUACUACUAACAAUAAGACUUAGUACUACCCAACCACCACCAUUAAGCAAUUGUUACAUCAAAAUCGAAAUUCAAUUUUGAGUCUGAAUUCUAAGACCAAACACACGGUGCUAAAAUUAAAUUGUGUUAAAAAUUGCUGUGUUACAAAAUCUUAAGUGUUAAGCACGCAGUGGUUUCUAAACCGAAUAAGGUUUUGAGAAGUCCAGGGCCCGGGAUAUUUGGACGUAUUGUUAAAUUGUGAAACUUCUUGUCUUUUAAUUCCAGUUUCUCUGCAUUAUGCAAAAUUGAUAGUGAAAAUUGUUAUUUUUGAUGUGUUUUUUUUCUUUGUAAUAAAAUGCUUACGUCUUCUAUAAAA